Pocillopora meandrina is the source of this 38839-nucleotide messenger RNA. Lineage: Eukaryota; Metazoa; Cnidaria; Anthozoa; Scleractinia; Pocilloporidae. The record is from the annotation of a GenBank genome assembly.
AUGACAGAAGGAUUCAAGAAUUUGUUGGAGGAGGCUUUAGAGCCUCUACGCAGAUCGAUUGAUGAAGUGAAGAAGUCUAUCGCCACUGCGAACUCUAACAGUCCGGGCCAUAACCAUUUCUGGAUACUUGAUGACGUCACCAACAUGGAUGUCGUAGUGGGACAUCGAGGAAACUCACUCAUUACUAUAUUCGAGCCCUAGCGACUUAGUUCCCUACCCAUAUCUCAUGAAAUCUUGCAAAAUUACAGAAGACAAGCAAUUACACACAACAAGCAAAGAACUGAUGGUGGUCACGAUGACCAGAAGGAAAAAUUCAGAUGAAAAGUCGGGUAGAGGUCCAUAUUGCGAAGGGCUCGAUCGAGGAAUAACCUCUCUUUAGUUGAGGUUUUCAGGUUGCAACAUUUUUUUUGAUUCCUAAAAAAACUAGAAUAAAUUUGCUUCCAAUUUGUCAAAAUUCCAAUCGAGUGCACGAGGUUUUUGCUCGAGUGCACGAAUGUUGAAAGUCUGUUGGUGUGCAAACUACCAGACGGAUUCCUUUGUUCAGAUCCAUCGGAGUAUCAUGUAAACCAUAAAUUUUAACCAUACAUUGUGGCCGGCCAAUUUAAAGUAAAAAGACAAUUAUUUAUCGGACCUUUAUAAGCCUACAUUGUGAAUUUCAGAUCAAGCCAACAGCAUGGAUGAACACAUUUAGUAUCUCGAGACACUUUGUCGUCUUUGUGGCACAAAUCUGCCACGGACCUGGGUCAGUGCUACAAACAAAGAAUCUUUUACAUCGGAGCUCUGGAUGAAAUUUCGAAUCAAUGUCGAUCUUGACAUCAGAAAGAUUCAUUCAGCCAAGGCGAAUGCACACUAAAAAAUAAUUUCAGGAAACCACGGAUCUAACACAUAAAUGUGAUUAUCCAGCGAGUAAGUUCUCCUUCGGGCAAACAUAAAACAAAGAGGUAUUCGUUCACUGAGCUCUCACAUCUUCAGGUAUCGUAUUCGGGAAAUGUGCGAUAAGAGCGGCAUGAAGAUGAAAAUAAAGAAAUCACAUUGGUAGAAAGCCUUGCCACAGUGUCUCUAUUACAGCAUUCCGGAAACAAAGGUUGGAGUCUAAUUACACGAACUGAUGAGAGUGAAAUUUUCGUCUAAAGCAGCAGAUCGGCACGGUUCAGCACUUUCUAAACAUACAAACAUACAUAACCAGGAAUUGAAGGGUAAGUUACUGUUUUCUUGCUUUACUGUUACUUUUUCGUAAAGGCUUGAUGGACUGAAAUUGAUAAUGUCUAUUUAAAAAUCGGAGAGAAGCAAGAUAUUGUCUUUCCUCGACCUAUACUGGAGAGAAAUGAAAUUGUCCCGAUUCCGCGAUCUCACACCUCACUUGUCUCAAUUGUUAUCAGUGUGCGUUAUUUGGUUCAACCUUAUUUAAUUGGUUUUCUUGUAACCCAAAAUAGGGAAAUCAACGGAGAACGGAGAGUAACAUCGAGGCCAAGUUCUACCUAGAAGUUCUCCAGAUACAAACAGUUUGGCGGAGGAGCUUUUAUUCCUGUGACGCUCUUGGUGGAAGGACCACAGCGUUACAAAGAAUUUGUGCUAGAAAGAAUCCGCUUUACUCUUCCAGAAUGCGAGAAUGUCGAGGACAUGCAUGUUGAAUGUUUGAAAUAAACGAAUAUUUUUAAUGGUAUCUUACGUCCAGUCCUUAUUAGCCAAUGUUGUUUAAACUUACUACUGCAUUACAACAUGGCCGCCACACAAAAAAAAAAAUCAGCUUCUUCUUGUUUCCAGCACCUCUCGGCCAAAUUUGCUUUGUUUUGGUUUUGAUCUCACCCAAUCACAAAGCUCGAAACCGAUAUCCAGAAAUGGUUAUGGCCCGAACUGUCUGAUUGUUACCAACUACUAACAAAAAUAUCAACCUACGAAAAAGGAAUGACAGAACUGGUUAAUGAGAUCAAGAGUCUGAAGGGUAAGCUCCUGGAUACUACAAACCAGCUAAAAGCUUUAAAGGAAUCAUUUAACGAACUUGAACAAUACUCGAGACGAGACUGCAUGGAAAUCCGGGGUAUUCCAAAGAUUUCUAGUGGCACACGGGAAGAUACGAACGAAAUUGUUGUGGAGCUCGGUCGAAAGAUUGGACUUGACCUGAAAAGAGAGGAUAUAUCAACGAGCCAUCGUCUUCCGAGUAAAAGGAAAGCGAACGGAGAAAGGUGUAUUACACACUAAUCCUGAUCUUAAUAUAAUGUUUGACUCCUUUUACACUAGAGUUUCAUAAAGGCAUAAUUGAUGUUCAUAUACCUCUCAUACAACUCUCUAAACGUUUAUAAAGAAUGAAAUCUAAGCCAUGGAUAACUACGUAAGGUAAAAAUUAAAUAAAUUACUUGUUGAGGAUGUUGAAAUAAAUGAUUCUAAGUCAAUGGCUGAUGCUUUUAAUAAUUUCUUUGCUAAUAUUGGAAAUAGCAGGUAAUUUAGUGUUAACAACUGGGUUGAAAACGUAAAUUAGCCACCGUAAAGGGUAAAAAAGCUCACGUUUCGAGCGUUAGCCCUUCGUCAGAGCGAUUCAUAUUGGAAAUAAUUUGACAAAGAAUAUUCCUCGUGUAAAUAAAUCCUCCAUUCGGUAUCUAACAGCCCCACCUCAAGACAGUUUCUUUCUAUUUCCCACAACAACAAUUGAAAUUGAAAAUGAAAUUAUUGUGCUAAAUGCUAAUAAGUCUACUGGGCCUUACAGCAUACCAGUAACAACUUGAGCGGGUCACAAGUGAGAAGGAUGUCGGAGUUAUUGUGACUAGCUCCCUUUCAUGGGAUUCACAUGUCCAUACCAUCAUCGCAAAAGCCAACAAGCUACUUGGGCUUCUAAAGCGUACAUGCCCUUUUCUGACCGAUGUUUCAGUCAGGCGGUCCCUCUAUCUGGCUUUGGUAAAGUCACAACUGUGCUAUGCAACGCAAGUGUGGUCCCCAGCCCAAUUCAGUCUCAAAAGUCAGCUUGAAAGAGUACAAAGACGUGCAACAAGAUGGAUUCUAGGCACCAGAAUUGGGGAAAUGAGCUACCGAGACCGGCUUAUCAAGCUGAAUUUGCUCCCUCUCGCCUACGACCGCGAACUUAAGGACCUUGUGUUUCUUUACAAAUGUCUGAAUAACUACACGGAUCUAAACAUCCUUAACUUUGUUUCUUUUAUUUCCCACGGCCGCACCAGACGAAGUAAUUCCUUCAAUCUCACAACACCUUCGUGUAAAACAAGUACCUUUCAGGCCUCCUAUUUCAACCGAACUGUUAAACUCUGGAACUCCGUAUGUACCUUAUCACCCCCGUCCAAGUUUUCUAACCCGACCGCCUUUCAAACUUUUGUAGCUAAACACAUGUUCUCUCUUGUCCGUUCAGUUUUUGAUGUUAAUAGUCCGUGCACGUGGUCAAUUGUUAGGUCGUGUCCCUGUCAUUGAUUUUUAGUUAUCUAGCACUUUUUCACCGUACGUUUUUACAUUUUUUUUUUUUUUUUUUUUUCGUUUUUAUUAAGGGUAGUGCCCCGCAUGGGACUCCAUGUCCCGUUCGCACUGACCCUUUUGGCGUAUGUCUAUCCAUUUUUUGUCUCUUUCCUUGUAUAUGCAUUCAUUUUGAGCUUGUAGACGUACCCAAUAAAGUUGUUAAAUAAAUAAAUAAAUAAGUUGCUAUUUUAAAAGCUACCAAACAUGUUAUCUCUGCACCUCUAGAAAUUAUAGUCAAUGCUUCUUUUUCUACUGGAAUUGUCCCUAAUUUAUUUACAAUAGCUAAAGCUACCCUGUUUUUUAAAAAGGGCGUGCAAACAAGUUUAAUCAUCGUCUCAUUUCUAUUCCCUAUCUAUUCCACAAGCUGUUAGAAAAGUUAAUGAAUAAAAAAAUUUAGAAUUUUUGGAGAAGAAAAAAGUAAUUUAUUGUAAGAAGUUCUGCUUCCGUGCGGAAACACUCCACGGAUCAUGCUAUCGUAAGCAUCAUUGACUUGAUUCAAAAUGCAAUUGACGGCCAGGAAUUUUCUUGAAGUAAAUUUUUGGAUUUCAUUAAAGCCUCUGAUACUGUAAAUCAUAAUAUCUUGAUUGAAAAACUAGAUUAUUAUGGCAUUCGUGGUGUUACCAAAGAUUGGUUCAUCUCCUAUCUUACCAACAGAUAUCAAUAUGUUUCCUUGGGGCAAACUGAGUCUGAUCCUCAUCCUGUUUCUUGUGGUGUUCCCCAAGGCUCAGUUCUCGGCCCUCUAUUAUUUCUUGUAGAUAUCAAUGAUUUAAGUAACUGCUCUGAAAUUCGAGAUUUUCAUUUAUAUGCAGAUGAUGCCAAUCUGUUUUAUAAACGCAAAAAUCUUAAAGUCCUUGAAUCCCAACAAACAAUGAACUAGUAAAUAUUCAUACUUGGUUGAACUUUGUUUUAAAUUACCUGCUGAGUACAAUAAAGAUUGAUUGAUUGUUAUCCUUGAAGGCCAUUUUGAAAACGUUUCAAUCCAGGUCACUUGAUGUGGUACGUCACACGUGUGUAAGGUAGUGAAAAGCGUCAUGUCAAAACCUGAACGUAACAAUUUCGCUCUCCCUGUUUGGCUGCUGCCGCAAUUUACUAACGAAAAAAAUUUUUUUCCAUUCUGAUAUAGGCCACUAUUUAGAGACUAUGAACUACGAAGGUAGAAAUUAAAUAACGAAGGUUGAAUAAUUGAAAGGCGACGGGUCGGUUCUCUGUAUUCAGAGUCACAGGUUAUUUGCACGCCAUUCCAAACAGCUGUAAAAAAAAAUAUAUUCCCAUAAUUUGUUCUUCCUAACCAUUAUCGAGUCAUAUACUUAUAGAGAUAUGUUUAGUCCAUGCUGGAAAGUAUUGGACUUUAGAUUUUGUCCGGUGUAUAUCACUGUGACCUCAGACCCAUCGGUUCUGGAGUGAGCGUGACUAAGCGCUAAGUAUUGUCGCGGAUUAUGGAGGUCGCCAUCUGGUUUCGUGAACGAAACUCUUCUUUCACGUUCCGGAAAUGUACAAGAAUUAUCUUUUUUUAUUUACUUUUUUUUAAGGAGACUGGUGAACAGCACAAAGGAAGACUUCUUGCUGCUGUAACUUUUUUUUUUAAUUUCCGUCGACACGUUUCGUCUCCAGCUGACAGUGCUCCAGGAAUGAUUACAACUAACAUUGAGCAGCAUUAAUAUAUAGCACAUUCGUGCGCCUAAGUUAAAUGAAAGGUUACUCGUUUCAAAAAUGUACAACUGUCAGCUGAGUGAACAGUAAAUUACUCACGCUCAUCUAUCGUAUCUAAAACAAGCCGACAGCCAGAGAUCCUACCGAUUAGAACGCAGUGCUUUGAUAAUAAAAAGGAACCGAGUCAGCCACAAACUCGUGCUACGGAAAUAACAAGCACGUAAUGUUUCUCAAUUUACGACCUGAACUUUAAAACAUAUCUAUGUUCACGCUCAAGUUAUCCAAUUCCGUACCCCUCUUAGCCGUGAUGACAUUUACAAUAUGGACAGAAAACAACAGGAUGUAAAAUGAAGAAAACGAAAACCAGGGAAGUGCUGUAUAAAGAUUUUUUGUACCAAAAAAAUGCAAACGGAGUCAGCCUUCACCAGUUUUUCCUAACGCUGUAUGCUGGACAAUACAUCUGGCUUUUGCCUGCAACUGUUCCACUGUAACAUCCUCCAAAUUUUUAUUUUUGACUACAUCUACUUCUUGACAAAAGAUGUUUUCUUUCUCCCUCCACAUUGAUUGGCAGUCUCCACACUAACACUUUGUACUAAUUGAAGUAUUGUACUUAAUUGAAUGUACUAUUGAAGCGGCCGCGGCUCAAGGGCCCAUGGUCCUCCUCUGACUCUCGCGCUCUAUUUUAGGUUCGUCCAGGCGGUUCAAAUCGCGAGGACCUGAUUUCACUAACAGGUUCUUAAGCCCCUUCAUUACAUUCACCCUCCAUAGAGGCCUCAAAAUCCGAAUAAUCAGACCCAGAAAUAGAACUGCUUUCAUUCGAAUUACUAUCCGUCAUAUUUACUUUGCUUAAUGUACACACGCGUGACGUACAAGUUCACAUGAUCAAAAUCGAAGCGUUUACGGCAGAUUAGGACCGCUUUCUCGACAAAGAGGCAUUCCAAGCACCUUGUAUCUGUUCAAUGUGUUAUCUGAGGCGUUUAGACGGUAUUCCGAGAAAGUGACCUUUUAGCCGUCAAGUAUCCUUUAAAGAAUAACAAAGGAUCAGAGUGCAGUAGCCAGUCAGAACGCGCCUUCAACGCUAUCCACUGUUUUGGUGCAUACUUGUAAAAGAUCAGUAUCCUUCCAGUCCAAUAAAUUUUUAACACCUUACUCACGUAUGUUAGAAAGUAAUUAUUCGUUAAAAAAAAUUAUAGGAUUAAAAACCUUUUUAAAAGUAACCCUAAUAUUUUUAGUGUAAAAGUGAAAUUUACGGAGUAUUCAGAAGAGCCUUGAUGAUAGAUCGGAGAAAAACAGCAACCAAAUUGAAAGACCGAAAUGGAAUUUACCAAACAGUAACAGCAAUAUCUAGUCUAGUCAAGAGAUAAAUGAAGAAUCUUUUUUACAAACUGGAUUACAGCGGUACAAUUAACGAAAAAUCCGUCACGUACCUUUUUGAAAUUGUCUAUUAGACAUACCUGUAUUAUACUUGUACAGCCAAAAAUCCUUUAUUUUGCAGUAUGAUAAGGCGUUUUUAUUAAAACAUUAUUCACGUAGCAGACUUGUUCAACUCCAGCUUCGACAGAUACAUCACGUAGUUGUAUAAUUUGCCGUAUGGUUACAUAAUGCGGAGCGGAAACGGGUAAAUUUUUUUAGGGGGAAUCCUCCAAACUGGUGCACGUAGUGGUGCAUUUAAGUGGUUUUGGUUUCUUUAAGUUGAGCCUUAGGUAGCACAAGACAAAACAGAAUUCAGGAAAGUGUCAAAGUGGGUCAUUUUUAGUCUCAGGACAUUGCAUUUCAUAGCCGCGUAAAUACUCUUCCCGCUUAGGCAAGAGUCACGUCUAUGGUUGUAAAGUGGAUCUCAAGAUGUCUCAUUCAAAGCAAGUAAGCGAAUUGCAACUCGGUGAUUACUAUUUUUCGAUCAAUCAAGUUUUCAAACCUUAUCGUUACAUUACACCAUGUAAUCGUGAAACUCUGCCUUGUAAACGAUUUUAGCCUUAACUUGCCAAUUCAUUGAAACGUUGCAUAUCACCCACAGAGGUAGCGGUUCGAAAAAUAAUUACGAGGAUUGUCACUCGUCUCGUCUCCCUUUUUAACUCGUGAGUGCAUUUGAUAGUUUUUGGCGAGCAAUAAACAAACGAAAUGGCGACCUUUGUUGCUAAGAAUAGUGGUGGGAUGAAAAAGAAGCCAAUGAUAAUCUUAAAAGAAUUUUUUUUUUCGUUUUAGUUUCAGCUAGCGGCGCCAGCGACUGGCAGGCAUGCAAGGAUUCACACUGAAAUAACAGAACAACCUUCGUUUUUCAUAAAAUUGUAAUUUACAACCUUGAACUUGAAAACAAUCCGAAGAUUCAUUGAAAAUAUCACUUACUGCGAAGCGCUCGGAGUUUACAGAUGUUCGAAAGCUUUUUCUGUUAUGGCUUGAGAUUGAGGACAAAAUCGAUCAUUACGCUUCGUAUCGAGUGUUUUACCUGUGUGAAGCAACAAAAGAUGCCGGCGACUGACGAAAUUAUAAGUUAACACGAAAAUCAAAUAACACCUAAACAAACAAUUUUAGCUACCGAUUUUCAGUGAAUUUUUAAAGAACAAUUUUCUUUUAAGUUUUAAGACAAUUUGAAGAUUCAAAAUACAUAUUACGUACUAAAAUGCGAAAGUUAUACACCACAAAAUUGAUAAAUAGGCCUGAAAUUAAAUUCUAUCUUAUUAUUUAUUAUACGUUGCCUAGCACGUGACUAAAAUCUACCUGGGCGGAGAUCCAAAAUGACGGUGGCAGUCUUGGCUUAGUUAUAUCACUCAAAACUCGUUCCCGUUUGUCUCAUUUGAUAAAGAGGGAAUCGUUAAUGUUUUCAUUAAGAAAGUAUUGCCUUGAUUUUCUAAUAUUUACAAUGAUAGACAGUAAAUUUCACUUUUCACCCACAUUUACUUCCAACCCUUUCUUUUGAACCAGAAACAAAAAUGAUAUACGUUUAAAACACAUGACAUCAUCCACCCUUGUCAUUUCAAUUGUAAUGCCUUCUUAUCCCAACGUUACUUUGUUUCUUUGCUACAUUAGCGAACACUGAACUACUGCUCGUACUCUAGAUAUGACAAUCGACCACAAAAUUCCCUAAACCAGAUAACAUUAAACAUAAUCCAAAAAAUCAUAUGUCACUUCACGAGUUUGCUCACAGAACACUUUGAUUUUAUGUACGUAAGGGCUUUUCUUAUGUACGUAGAAAACCCCGAAAUGGACAACUCGCCAAAAUGGGUUUUUUUCAUCAAAGUAAGCGGUCAGAUAACAAGCGAUACGCUGUGGAAGUAAGGUGAGGUAUUUUUAUUAAGAAAUUGACGUUUUUGUUCAUUCCUUAGAGCGGUCGUACAGUCCCAUACAAAUUCUUAUAAUUCCGCCAUGACUGUUACUGCGCAAGAUAAUCAUAUCACAGUUGGAGCUUGGGCCGCCUGUGGGUGGAGUCAAAAUUUUUCUUACACAGCUGCUCAUUUAUGUUUUACUCAUUUUAUGUUCUGAAAUGUGUUUUACUCAGAGGCAACCCUCUCGUGCACAAAACCAAUUUUUAAAGAGGCAACUUUCCCAUCGACGGGCCUGUCAUGCAAAACAGGACGCAUGGCUGGGAACCAACCUCGGAGAAAAUGACUCCUUGUGAAGGAAUAAUCAGGGAAGACACUAUCAUGUACCUGAUGUUUGAAGGAGUGAAAUUGCUGAUGUCGGUAUUAAAACAAUUACAGGUAAUUACGUUGGCCUCGACUGCUGUGUACAGACAUGUAUCUGACUUGAUCUUGAUGGAUUUCCCUCCCGAGUCCCUGAAAAGUCACCAACUGUUAUGUAUUAUGAAAUUACGUAAUAAGAAGCGGCGCACUUAACUUCUUGAAGGUGUUGACAGUGAUAGGAAAUUCUCACUAUUUCAAAGAAAUACGAAUUUCAUUCCUGAGGUUGAAAGGUUAGUUAUCGACGAAAGAGUCGACUGAAAUAUUGUCUGAACUAAAAUGGGCAAAUGACUGUUGGGUGACACAUACAUCGUUGAAGUACAAACUAUGGGUUGGCAAAAUAUAUUCAGAAGCAGUGUAUUCGAAUGUUGAAAGUCGCCUCCGAGAUUUGCUCGUUCUUUCAUUGGCCUAAACUCGCUUAAAUUUCCGAAUUAUGUGAUCAUUACUUUCCGGUAGCAUCGGAUUACACAAUUGCCAAGCUUGAUAAAGCUCCAGCUGUGGACACCUCUCAGAUUUUAUUUUGAUCGUUUACAAUCAUGAUUUCAGCUUGAACGCACUGUUUAGAAACUGUUACCUGGGCUUAGAGCAUAAGUAGAAGACUCAAUAUCUACACAUCUUAUUUCAACGAGAAAAUAACGGAUCGUUCUUAAUUUUUUUUAUUAUCACACAGCCAUUUUGUGGAUCUCCGCCUCGUCAAGACCAACCACAAUAAGGAAGGUUUGAAGUUUUAACCGCAAGAAAAUGCCGUGGCAAGAAUCUUAGAAGUUUGAGGAGUACAAGGGAAUCAUAACCAUUGUGAAUUGUCAAUAUCAACAUAGUUUACUUUUUACAAUUGAAUGUCUCAGUGAGUCAAAUAAAACAAGUGCUCAAUAGAAAGAAAAAACAUUUCUCUCUCAGAUAAACUGAGCGAGAAUUAUAAUUCUUGCGGCAUCUUAAUUACUUUUGCCUAAAGUCUUUAAAUUGUCCGUCAUAUGUAUUACAAUCAACUCACAUUUUGGCGCGAUAUAUGUGAAAAUGCGAAAAUUUAUCGCCGAUAUUCAUGUUUUUUCCAUUUUGAACUUGUUACCUCGUUCGGUGGCCUUAUAGUGUAUAUUUCUUUCAUUUUGUGGACUGAAAUGGUUUGUACUUUGAAAGCCUCAAAGGCAACACUCUUGCGCAUAUGACCAAUCUUUCCCACCGGCGGGCCUGUCGUAAAAAACAGGGAACUUAUCGACUCGAAAUGUUAGCAAUCAAUAACAGUCCUGAAACUCUCUGUACUUCUUCGUAACGAAAUAAAUUGCUGUUUGAUCGGAGAAAUACGAAUUUCACCUUUGGGGUUGAAUGGUAAAGACAAAGAAAGGAGUCUACCCAAAUUACUACCGUUAGAUUUACUCCGGUCUGCAAGGUUACCAGGGCGUCAAAGCAGAAGACUCAGUAUCUCUCAGUUGACCUCUCAUUUUAGCGAGAUAAUAGCAAGUAGUACUUGAUUUUUUCCCUAGAGCCAUUUUGUGGAUCUCUGCCUCGUCAGACAACCUUGAUAAGGAAGGUUUGAAGUUUCAAGUGGAAGAACAUGCUGUUGCAAGAAUCCUUGAAGUUUUAGAAUUGCAAGGGGAUCGCUGCUAUUGUUAAUUUUCAGUAUGGCAUGAACAACGACGUGAGGUGAAUUAAGAACAGCAUUUUAAAUCUAAAUUGAAAAUUGGUUUUGUGUAGUUGUGAACUUUCAACUGAUUUCAAGGAAUUACGGUACCAAAAAGAAAAUUCCAGCUCAGCUAUCCCAGAAAACACUUCACUUUUCGACUUCCAGAAUCUUUCCCAAGAAAAAAUAAUAUGAGUUCAAGAAAUUUAAAACUUCCUACAUGUAAACACGAAAUUGAUUCGUGCAGCACUCCAUGAAUAAACUCUUUCCUUGUUGGACUAAUUGAGCGGGAUGACCUCCAUUAAUGAGCCAAGAUUCGUAUCACCUUAAUAAAGUCAAUUCACAAAUUACCCGCUUCGGCCAAUAAUAUUCUAAAAUUUCGAACAAGAAAAAAACCUUGAGUAUGAAUUAGAGGAUAUUACAUCGCCAUGCAGAGAUAAGAAAUUCGUCUUCCAGUGUUUAAAAAUAUUUCACGAGUGAGCGAACAUGUUAUCUUUAGCGUGUGAAGAUAUCACUUUUCGCGUGAAAUCUUGUAAUUACUUGCUAUUUCAUUGGUGUUUUGUAUCAGAGGUUUCGCUGAGAGAUUUUAUUCUGUAUUCGAUACAAAUCUCGCUCUGUCUCUACUUUUAGCUUGGCACCGGCUUUAACCAAAGUACAAACGUGAAAGCCUGAAUUUUAAAAGAAUGAAAACUAAUUAAACGCAACCAUAUUUUUACUCAUGAUCGAAGUAUUAUAUUUUUAUAUCGCCAGUUUUACUGUCAUAAUGUCAUAUUGUAUUGCUUUUAAUGAGAAUUUCUUUAUCUUAUGUUUGGUACAAACAUGUUCUUUUCUUCGCGGUGGUUCCUUGAAUGUGCAAUAUACUCUAGACCAAAACUUUUGAAUACAAUUUCUGCUUUGGAAGAUCCUUUUCAAUACUUCCAAUUUAAAUCGAGAUGUAAUACUUUCGGUCUGUGUAAGAGCGGUUCAGGGCAUUUUGCAUCGGAACAAAGUUUUCCCUCAAACUUUGCCCAAUAAAUGAUCUUUAGUAGCAAGUAAAUAAAACCACGUUAGUUUCUCCAAAUACGUUAAAAUAAAUUUUUUGAGCCCUCAAUAGGCCAUUCUGCAAAAGGCCCUUUUUUGACCUCUUGCAAAAUCGAAAAUUUCAAAAGUUGAAAAGCCUGGUCCUCGUAUCACACCGCAUGCAGGAAAAAAAAAUAUUUUUUAUUCUUAAACUGUGUGACAUGUAAGGUGUAUGAAAAGAAUUUGAAUUUUGAUAUUCGUUUAUUCAGAGGAUCGUCAUAAUUUAUUUAAAAACACUCGUUUGACAGCUUUCUGAAAUUGGUCAAAAGUACUCUUUCUUUCUUGUUUCUCAAGUCCAGAUCAAACCAUCAAAAUCUCCGCUUGAUCUCUUCUAAUAAGAUGUUUGGCGCAGAGAAAUAUCAAAACAUCUUGCACUUAUUAUUUUUCUUCGCCCUGGUGACUUCAAAAUUUCAGCGAUUUUGCUAGCGUGACAGACAAUUAUCAAAUUAGGUCAUUGAGCAAACUCCGACCGUUUUACAUAAGUAGCUCAAUAAACUAAGAGUUAAACGAGACUUGCCUAUUAGUUGAAGUUUGAUGGUAAUUCUAUUGAGUCAUCAUGAGGUGCUAGUCACAUAAGAUUGCGCAAUCCAACCCAGAAAUGAACUUUGAAACCCAAACAAAUCUUAAAUUGGGGGGGGUUUAUUUCACGAUCAUAAGCAAGUAAGGGUAGGAAUGUGAUUCCUGGCACCUUAUGAUGACUCAAUAGAAUUACCAUCAAACUUCAACUUCUGCCAAAUUCUCAUGUUCUUGGAUUAUCUUUUGUAAUACUUUGCAAGGGUGCAGUGUCUUAACCAACCAGCAGUUCGGAGAAUGGCAUCAAGAAGUACCUUAGCCAGUGAAGCUGCACUGGUUGAUGAUGCCCUAACACAAUGAGGUUUAAAACGACUUAUGUCAAUACCAGCCAGACCUAAAGUGCUCUUAAUCUAACGAGAUACAGUACUCUUAUUAGCUGCUUUGUAUGGUUUAACAUAUGUAACAAAUAGACUUUUGAUACCCUUACGAAGGUGUUUGGUAAUUUCCAAAUAUUCUUUUAUAAUAACAACAACACACAGACUAGCAUCUGAAGGAUAACCUGGGAACUCCAGCUCAUGUUCACGUGUACCAGGUUUGGUUUGCUUAGGGUUGUCUCCAAUUGAGAACUUCCAACAACAUGGUCCAAACGUUCAAGAAUUGGAGAGUUUGGCACCUCUCUGUUUAGCAAUGGAUUCCUCGUUGCCUUAUUAGUACGAAUCACUCAUUUCGUCUCUUUUCCUCUUACGACACGUUUUAUUCUGAGUGAUAGUUUCCAUUGCAGAUUUCAUAGAAGAUAGCGACGGUUGAUGAAGGUCUUUCAACUCCUUCAAACCUUGAAAAACAUGAGAGGAUGGCCUUGUGGACAUCACAUUCGAGCGAGUGACCGUAUUUUUCGCGAUAAAUUUUACAUGCUGUCGUAUUCUUAUGCCCCUUGUUGAACUCUGUGAGUUCAGGACAUUGUCUGUUUCAGUGUACGCAAAGCAUAGGCACUCUAAUGGGAAGUUCUGGCGCCAAAGAUCAGCGUGCCCGUAUCCGACCGAUUUCAAGGGGGCAAAGAGCCAGUAUUCGGUCAAUUUGCAAAUGUCAAAGGCAAUUUCUAAGAUGUAUGGUGUUCUUGUUCAAGUAGGUUCAGGUAGGAACAAGUGAUUUAAAAUAAGUGGCUGAUUUCAACCAAUGUCUACCGUUCUCUUCCCAAUUGCUUGUUCGUGUAUUAAUUUACUUUUCCCUACGUCCAAAUUUUUUGCAUCAAUUACCGCAACAAGCACAAUGCUUCUGUGAAGGGAAUGCCUUAAGCAGUAGUGUUCACCACUGCUCAGGUAGUGAACACUGCAUUUAAGAACACUACUGCACAAGCAGUGUUCAUUACUUCGAAGUUCGCUUUCAUAUCCCCGUCUUUCUCCGCAGUUCAAAGAUAUGACUUUCCAAUAUUCACAGUCGUUUAUUCACCACUUCACGGGUUUAUUUUGAUCCAAAAUAAUGACCAGCUCCCAACUGGCAUGUUAGCUCAGUUGGUAGAGCACUGCACCGGUAUCGCAAAGGUCAUGGGUUCAAAUCCACUAUUGGCCUGAAUUUUUUUCAGGCCCUAGUACACCACUGUUCAAGAAGUGUUCACUACUGCGAAGAUCGCUUUCACAUUCACGUCUUCAUCCGUAGUUCAAAUAUAUGCCUUAACUUUAGUAAUCAUAGCUUACUGGUGUCUUGCCUGUAUUAAGGAUCUCGAGGUAGCUGCCUUUUGGUUAAGUAAAUUGCAAGACACACUGAAAGAUAUAUCGGUUUGUAUUGAUUCAGUUUUUGUUGAUAUUUUGUAAACUACAAAACAGAUGUUCCUGGUGCUAAAAUAGUUAGCCCGCGUACAAGGCUCUCGGCGAAAAUCUUGAAGCAAGCAUCUGAGUGAAGAGACACGAUAUCUUUCUCUCGCGUGGCUUCUCGCUCGCCCGUGCUAGUUUUAAUCACUCGCGCCCAGUUGACUGAGAGCAUGUUGCCCAGCUUAUGUGUAAACAUUCAUCUAAAACUUAGAUCUUUUAUCGAGGAACAGGCAAAGAUCCUGCUCUAGAAAUGUUCAAACUAGCCAUGAGCUCACCUAUUAGACCAAUGUCUUACAGGCUAUCACAUAGUAUCAAUGAUGAAAUGUGGACUCCUUCAGCCGUGUUGGCGCUUAACGAAAGCAUAUAUAGAAAUACAGGAUUUCAGACCGGCGAGGGGAAAUGUCUAAGAUUCAGUUCAAGUCUUCAGUGCAUGCAUUGAUAGCCUUGCCGAUGCUAUACAAAAGCUCAGGAUUACACAUUUAGAAUCCCAAAUUGUUGAGAAAAAUGCUCCUUUCCUGAAAAAUCUGGAUUUGUUAAAAAAGCUGGGGAAGCGUGCCAGCUGGUGUGCGAUGUCAUGGCUCCAUGAGAUAGUAAAGCGUUAUCCAAGCGGUCGUAGACCAUGAGCAGAAGUGCAAGACAUCUAUCGAUGUUGGCCUUCAAACCCUUAUGGUCGUCUAUCAGAAUGCUCCCACAAAAUCAGUUAACACUUAGGUACUGAGUAUUGAUGCUAACAGAUUCUCAGCCAACGAGCUUAAACGCAUACAUCAGAAAUUUCAAAACCCCUCCGAUAGACAAAUAAAGAGGGCAAGAGCACAGGCGAAGAGUGAGAGGCCUGGAGUGUCUACUGAAAAAAUCCAGCGUCACAGAAUCCGUAAACAACGUAACAGCGUCAGCUAGACCACUUCUUAGAGUUCACUAUGAGGCUAUAUUACUAUCAAGACUAGCCUACGGUACUCGCACCAUCGAGCUCGAGAACGGUUAAGAGUUUUUCAUACCUAACGUGGUGCGCACAGUGGUUAAGUGCACCAUUAUUAAUCAAUACAUGAACCAUUGCAAAGAUGUGGAGAGUACUAGAAGUUCAAGAGGCCACACAAAGGAAAUCCGAUUUUGGGGUCUAGAAAAUACUGCAGCUGUGGGGGCGGAUGAUAGACGAACUGGAACGCAUGGGAGUAGAACAGGAUUGGUGUAAAGAAGUUGGCAAGAGGCUGCAGGAGAGCAAGUUGUAUUUCAAGACUACAUACCGUAAUCAUUGCAAAAAGGAUGAUAGCAAAUGUGCCGAUCACUGUGGGGUCUUUGCACUGAGCUAUGCUGUUGACACUGACUUUCAAAGAGUAUGCAGUCACAACGCUGUGACUGUAUACUUUCUGAAAGUCAGUGUUAUUAGCCACAAGGGGAGGUGUGUGGAUUGUGAGAAGCUGGAGAGCGUUCUUGAAGUAGUAAGAGGUACUACUUCUGAGUACACAAUGCAGUUGGGUAAGGUUCAAGUGGAAGACCAUCUGUAUGAAGCAAAAUAUGCUGCCGCUAAGAUCUUUGAAUAGAGAGGGCAUAUCUUGAGAACAGAAAACCAGGAUCAGUGCAAGCGGCAAAUUCUUGAUUCCUUGAAGUUAAAAGUUACUUACAAUUCAUAGACCCAACGUUUCGACACCCCUGUCUAAUGCCUUCAUCAGGGGUGAUCUAAACGCUGCAACAAGAGGUCCUUUUAUAUGAUCACUGAUUAGCUGCCUUUUUUCUGAAGAGGUGUAAAUAAGCGUCAGGAAGUGAGCCGUCAUAAUCACGAUUUAAAGGAGCGUGGGCGGAGUUAAUAUGCCAAGUUUCCUAACGAAGGCGCUGGUGGUAACGCCGAUUAGUGGUAUUAAUUUAGACUUAUCCCACCCAAAUGUAUGGUUAGUUAGGCAUGUGUGCUCCGAUAAAGCUGAAUUUUCCUUUUUGAAAAAGUAACCCGCUUUUUUAUUCUAUUUCAGAUGUGCAUCAAACUGAUGUUUGGUCUGUCAGAUGUAUUCGUUGUCGCAUUCAUUGCAAGGAAUAGAAUAAAUGGCGUCGGUUCGUUGUUCUUUCGAGACAGAAUCCUUAGGUUUGGCAAAAAUAUGCCCAAAUAUCCCAAGGUUUUUUGGGAUAAAGAGUAUCAAUCGGUGGGGUCUAAAAGCUCUCUCUUAUUAUCUUUUCAACUUAAAAUGGUGAAAUCUAGCAUUUAUCGAGCUACUUACGUAGAACGGUCGGAGUGUGCUCAAUGAAUAAUUUGCAUAAUCGCCUGCCAUGCUAGCAAAAUCGCUGAAAGUUUGAAGUCAGCAGGGCGAAGAAAAUUAGUAAGUGCAAGUGUAAGUGUGUUUCUGCUGCCAAACAUCUUAUUAGAAGAAAUCAAGCGAAGUUUUCGAUGGUCUGAUCUGGACUUGAGCAAUAAAAAACGAGUGUAAUCUUGGCUCAACAAUGGAGGUCAUCCCGCUCAAUUAGUCCAACAAGGGCAGAGUUUAUUCAUGGAGAGCUGCACGUAUCAAUUUAGUGUUUACAUGUAGGAAGUUUUAAGUUUCUUGAACUCAUAUUAUUUUUCUCGGGCAACGUGUCAGGAGGUCAGAAAGUAAAUUGUUUUCUGGGAUAGCUGAGCUGGAAUUUUCUUUCUGGCACCAAUCCUCAUAUCUUCCAGAUCUAAAUGAUUUAUAAAGUUGAAAUCAAAAUUAUAUAAUCACCAUAGGUCAUUGUUGGAAAUAUUUGGGCCUUGACAACUGUGAAGCGAACUUAACGCACUUUCUGCAAGCAACGAAUAAUAACAGCAGGGAUUUGGUUCAUUCUCUUUCAUAACUCUUCGUAAUCAAUCGAAAGUUUGAAAACAUGUAAAACUGACGUACAUUUGAGGUUGAAAACGCUCUUCUUUAUUCAUCUCAUGUUGUUUUACAAACAAUGUCGAGACUCACAAUGAUAGUGACUCCCCAGUAAUCCUCAAACCUCGAGGAUUCGUGCCACAGCAUGUUCUUCCAAUUGAAACUUCAAACCUUCCUUAUCAAGGUUGGUUUUCACAAGGCGAAGAUCCACAAAAUGGCUCGGUGGCAUCUUGUGUAUCACCUUCUUGGCUCUGGAGAAAAAAAUCAAAAAUGAUCCGUGAUUUCUCGCUGAAAUAAGAAGCAUUGUAAUUAUGAUAGAAAGCGAUCAAAAUAAUCUCAGAGAAAUGUCCACAAUGGACCUUUAUCCAGCUUUGCAGGUGUGUAAUCCGAUGCUGUGAAAAGUUAUGAUCCCAAAAUUCGGAAAUUUAAGCGAAUUUGGCGAAGAAAACACAAGCAAACCAUGGAGGUGACUCUAAACAUUCGGGUGCACUGCUUCUGAAUAUACGUUUACAUGUCUGUACACAGCAGUCGAAGCCAACGUAAUCACCUGUAAUUAUUUUCAUAUCGACAUUUCAGCAUUUUCCCUCCUUCGACCAAAAGGUACAUGAUAGUGUCUCCCUUGAUUGUUCCAUUACAAGGAGUCAUUUUCUCCGAGGUUGGUUCCCAGCCAAGAGUCUUGUUUUGCAUGACAGGCCCGUCGAUGGGAAAGUUGCCUCCUUGGAAAUUGGUCUUGUGAACAAGAGUGUUGCCUUUGAGGCUGUCAAAGUAGGAAGCAUUUCAGAACGCAGAAUGAUUAAAACAUACAUGUACAUUUUGAAUCCACCUUAUGAGGUAACAAGAUUUUAAUGGAAAAAAAAAACCUCUAAAUCAACAGGUUAGAUUACUAUGUUGAAAGAAAAAUUAGCCUGAAAGGAAGAAAGUGACGAAUAUAAAAAAAAUAAGGCUACUUCAUACAAACUGAGUUUUGCCCAAUUAUUUUGAAAAUUAACCGGUUAUUGCCAGUUUACUGCGCUUUUGAAGCUUCCACGAUCCUCUUCAUUAUGGAAAUCCGUCGUGAAUUUUCGCUUUUUCACAACGAGCUCAAAUCUUUGUGUAGUGUUGCAAAAUAUGCAAGAAUGUUUACAUGAUUUUUGUUUUCGAUCAUUCACAGACAUAACUCAAAGAUCUUUGUGCAAUCUACAAGUUAAAAAGCUGAUCAACAGUUCAAUAGUGAGGAAUUACUCACCUCAUUUCCACGGUGGCCGUGGCACACCCUCCAUCUUCAAAUGUUAAUUUCCUGUCGUAUGUCAGACCCUCGGGAAAUGCUUGCUUGAAAUAGUCAGGAAUAUCAGCAGGGUACUUCAUAAAACAUUUGAAUCCAUACUUCAAGGUCGGUGCCACUAUGUCAACGGCAAAUGGAAGGGGUCCGCCCUUUGUAACACGGAACGUCCCUGUUUGUUUGCCUCUGAAAUAUUCAGAUGGAGAGGAUUUUCGAUAUGGUGGUAUUUUAUAAACGAAAUCACUAGCACAUGACUCUUUUGGUGCGUUUUCAUCACAUAAGUGACUUAUGUACAAUGAAUUCUGGACGAGUUAGUAUAUGAAGCUUGGAUCGAUCUACCCCUUAUUCCAAGACAGCCAUACGCAGAUGACACAAACGGCCGCAAGAAACAACUGAAAUAAUCAAAUUUGCUUUGGUCAGACCAGCAAUAUAUCAGUGCAAAAGGAGAAAAGGUCGAUCGUUAUCUGAAACAAACUUACUCGUAAGGUUUGCCAGUGCCUUCUCCUUCGAUGAUAAACGCAUGACCAUUAACACAGCCCUCCAUAAGCCACGUCAUCUUCAUGGUAUCGGCUAAAACCUGAAUAUUGGAAGAAAAUUAUCAAAAAAACCGUUAGGAGAAAAAGAUUUUCUAGAGAAGCACUUAACCCGCCUAUUAAAUUAGCUAUGUAAACUACAAUUCACUUACAUGUUUUGAAUGAGACAUCUUAAAAUCCGCUUCGCAAAGUCGAGAAACGAGCACUGUUACCGCCCAAGAGGUGUGUCUUGCAGUUGAAUCAAACUGAUAGCGACCCUCCUUGGUUUGCUAAAUUUAUAUGGUGCCAUUCAACCUAAACAGACAAUGAUCAAUUAAAUCUCUCAUCCUCCGGAUAAUGUGUACAUAAAUUUACACCCUUUUCCGACAGUUUCUGUAAUCUCUUAAGCUUAGACGUCUGCCCAUUUUAACCUUGGGAAUUCUUUUGCCAAAAAUAGCAACGUUGUCCGUGACCUGUUUUCAUAAUGAACUGACAAAGCACGAAGGUUCAAUAUGGCAUGAACGGACUCUAAAUUUACCCAACAAAAGUUAAUGAUGUAGUAUUAGAAGUAUUACAGACUGUUUUUUUUUCCGAGAUGGAAAUCGGUCGAACCGAGCGAUUCCAAAGUUCUGGCCUGCAAAACUGACAAAGUAAGUUUCAAGGUUAAUAAGUUAUGUAACUAUAGACUUACGGCUAAAACUUCACGGAGGCACCUUAAAAGUUACAUAGUAUUAUGCAAUGUAGUAUUAUAUAACAUUCGGCGGCAUCUGGCAAAGUUUUUAAUGAAUCCUCUGCUCUAAAAGGUUCGCCUGAGAUCGUUUCAGACGUUAAAAAAAAAAACUAACAGCGGUAGCUCACCGAAAAUGCUUCAAAAUGACGUAAAAUGCACGCAGGCUGAUAGUCAAGGGUACAACAACGAAGAUUUCAGAGGCAAACAAACAGGGACAUUCCGUGUUACAAAGGGCGGACUCCUUGUAUUCGCCUUCGACAUACUGGCACCGACCUUGAAGUAUGGCUUGAAAUGAUUAUCUCUCGUAAGGCAGAUAACAAAUAACAUCUUUUAAGCCGAGGGUACAACAAUGAAUAUUUCAGAGGCAAACAAACAGGGUCAGUCCGCGUUACAAAGGGCAAACCCCCUUCAACCGGCUUUUGACAUGCUGGCACCGAGCUUAAAGUAUGGAUUCACAUGAUUAUCUCUCGCUGGGCAAAUAAUAUAGGGCAUCUUUUAAUACCCAAGAGCAACUUAGGUCUAUAGUUAUAUAACUUAUUAGCCUUGAAACUUACUCUGCCAGUUUUGCAGGCCAGAACUGAGGAAUCGCUCGCUUCCACCGAGUUCCAUUCGGAAAGAAAAAGAAAAAAAGCAAAGUCUAUAAUACUUCCUUAAUUACAUUAUUAACUGAUGUUGUAAAUUUAGAGUCUGUUUAUGCCAUAUUGAACCUUCGUGCUUUGUUAGUUCAUUAUAAAAACAGACACGGACAACGUUGUUACAAAAGCAAGGAAUGCUUUUGCUUUCGUCAAAAGCAUUUCUUAGGUCAAAGUGGGCGGACAGCCAAGCUUCAAAGAUUACAUAAACCGUCGGAAAAGGGUAUAAAUUUGUAUACACAUUGUCUGGCAGAUGAGACAUUCAAUUGAUCAUUGUCUGUUUGGCUUGCGUAAUAACUUUGGCGAACCAAGGAGGGUCGCUACAAGUUUGAUUCAACGACAAGACACACCUCUUGGGCGGUAACAUCGCUCGUUGCUCGACUUUGCGAGGCGGAUUAUAAGAUGCCUCAUUCAAAGCAAGUAAGUGAAUUGUAGCUGACGUAGCUAAUAGAAUAGGUGGGUUAAGUGCCUCUCAAGAAAAUCUUUUUCUCCUAAUGGUUUUUGAUAAUUUUCUUUCCAUUAUUUAGGUUUUAGCCGAUACCAUGAAGAUGACAUGGCUUAUGGAGGGCUGUGUCAAUGGUCAUGCGUUCACCAUCGAAGGAGAAGGCACUGACAAACCUUACGAGUAAGUCUAUGUGAGAUAACGAUCAACCUGUAAAUUCUCCUUUUGCCUGACUGCAUUGCUGGUCUAACCAAAGCAAAUUUGAUUAUUUCAGUUAUGUUUCUUGUGGCCGUUUGUGUCAUCUGCGUAUGGCUGUCUUCGAAAGAGGGGAAAUGUCACGAAAAUAGUUAUAUGCUACUUCAGUGAUUUCCUUCAUAAAAUACUACCAUAUCGAAAAUCCUCUCCAUCUGAAUAUUUCAGAGGCAAAGAAACAGGGACAUUCCAUGUUACAAAGGUCGGACCACUUCCGUUCCCCGUUGACAUAGUGGCACCGACCUUGAAAAAUGGAUUCAAAUGUUUUAUGAAGUACCCCGCUGAUAUUCCUGACUAUUUCAAGCAAGCAUUUCCCGAGGGUUUGACAUACGACAGGAAAUUAACAUUUCAAGAUGGAGGGUGCGCCACGGCCUCUGUGAAAAUGAGGUGAGUAAUUCUUUACUAUUUAACUUUCAAUCACCUUUUUAACUUGCAGAUUGCACAAAGGUCUUUGAUACAUAAGGGAACGUUUCUAAUUAAGAGUAUCACCUAUGAAUGACCAAAAAGCAAAAAUCCUAUAAAUUUUCUUGCAUAUUCUGCAACACUGCACAAAGAUUCACGACGGAUUUCCAUGAUGAAAGUCGUCAUUCAUUCGUCAUUCAUUCGUCAUCAUGUUCCUUUGCGGCUUAUUUUUGUCUUCUAUCAUAGUAAUCGAACCUGUUGAUUUAGAGGUUUUUUUUCUCCAUUGAAAUCUUGUUAUCUCGUAAGGUGGACUCAAAAUGUAUGUUUUAUUCAUUUUGCGUUCUGAAAUGCUUCCUACUUUGACAGAUUAAUUACAACUUGAACGCACUGUUACCAGAGCGUCGAAGUAGAUGACUUAAUUACUAAACUUCUCAUUUCAGCGAGAACUCACGGAUCAUUCUUGUUUGUUUUUUUUUUCCGCCAAAGCCAAGAAGGUGAUACACAAGAUGUCACCGAACCAUUUUCUGGAUCUCCGCCUUGUCAGAACCAACCUGGAUAAAAAAGGUUUGAAGUUUCAACUGGAAGAACAUGUUGUGGCAGGAAUCCUCGAAGCUUGAGGAUUACAGGAGAGUCACUAUCAUUGUGAAUUUCAACAUUGCUUAUGCAAAAACAAAAGAUGAAUAAAGAAGAGCGUUUUCAAUCUCAAAUGUACGUCGGUUUUCCAUGUUUUUAAACUUUCGUCUGAUUAUGAGGAGUUAUGAAAGGGAAAGAACCAAAUCCCUGCCGUUAUUAUUCGUUGCUUGCAGAAAGUGCAUAAAGUUCGCUUCACAGUUGUCAAGGCCCAAAUUUUUCCUACACUGACCUAUGGUGAUUACAUAAUUUUGAUUUCAACUUUAUAAAUCACUUUACUUUUCAACCUCUAGACACUUUCCCAUGAAAAGAUAAUAUGAGUUCAAGGAACUUUAAACUUCCUACCCUUAAACACUAUAUUGAUUCAUGCAGCUCUCCAUGAAUAAACUCUCCCCUUGUUGGAGUAAUUGUGUGGGAUGACCUCCAUCGUUGAACCAAAAGUCGUAACACCUAAAUAAAGUCAAUUCACAAAUUCCCUCCUUCGGCCAAUAAGAUUUUACAGUUUUGAACAAGACAAAAACCUUGGGUAUGAAAUAAUUGAUAAUACAUGGCCGCACAGAGAUAAGAAAUUUGUCUUCCAGUGUUUAAAAAUAUUUCACGAGUGAGCGAACAUGUUAUCUUUUCCAUGUGAAGAUUUCACUUUUCGUGUGAAAGCGUAUAACUACUUGGUAUUUCAUUGGCGUUUUGCAUCAUAGGUUUCGUUGAGAUAUUUCAUUCUUUAUUCGAUACAAAUCUCGCUCUGUCUCUACUUUUAGCUUGGCACCAGCUUUAACCGAAGUACAAACAUGAAAGCCUGAAUUUUAAAAGAAUGAAAUCUAAUUAAACGAAACCAUAUUUUUACUCAUGAUCAAAGUAUUACAUUUUUAUAUCUCCAGUCUUACUGUCAUAAUGUCUUAUUGUAUUGCUUUUAAUGCGAAUCUAUUUUAUUUCAUGUUUGGUACAAGCGUGUGUUAUUCUUAGCGUUGGUUCUUUGCAUGUGCAAUAUCCUCUAGACCAAAACUUUCGAAAACAAUUUCUACUCGGGAAGAUCUUUUUCAAUUCUUCCAAUUUAAAUCAAGAUGUAAUACUUAAGGUCUCUGUAAGAGUGGUCCAGGGCAUUUCGCAUGGGAACAAAGUUUUCCCUCAAACUUUUCCCAAUAAAUUAUCUUUUGUAGCAGGUAAAUAAAACCACAUUAUUUUCUGGAGAUACGUUAAAAUAAAAUUUUUGAGCUCUCCACAGUCAAAGCUGCAAAAGGCCCUCUUACGACAUCGAAAAUUUCAAUAGUUUAAAAGCCCGGUCCUCGUAUCACGCUGCAAAAGUCUUUUGUAUUCUUAAACUGUGUGAUAUGUAAGGUGUAUAAAAAGCAUUUCAGUUUGAUUUUCGUUUAUUCAGGGGUUCGUCAUUUAUAAUCAUUUAUAAACACUUCUUUGAGAGCUUUCUGAAAUUGACCAAGAGUACUUUCUUUCUUGUUUGAUAUUGCUCAAAUCCAGAUAAGACCAUCAAAAACUCCGCUUGAUUUCAUAGAAUAAGAUGUUUGAAAGCAGAAAAAUAUAAAAACAUCUGGAAUUUAUUAAUUUUCUUUGCCCUGCUGACUUCAAACACUCAGCGAUUUAAUUAGAGUGACAGCCAAUUAUCAAAUUAGUUCAUUGAGCAAAUUCCGACCGUUUUAAAUAAGGAGCUUAAUAAAUUGAGCGUUGAACGAGACUUACUUGCAAGUUGAAGUUUGAUAGGAAUGCAGUUGAGUCAUCAUGCGGUUCUAGGGAUCACAUGAGAUUGUGAAAUCAACUUUGAAAGGCGAAAAAAAUUAUAAAUUGGGUGGGUUUAUUUCAUACGCAAAUAAGGGUGGGCAUGUGAUCCCUAAUACCUCGCGAUGACUCCUAAGAAUUACCAUCAAGCUUUAACUUGUGCUAAAUUCUCAUGUUCUCGGAUUGGUUUUUAGUAAUACUUUGCAAAGGUACAGUGUCCUGACCAACCAGCAGUUCGGAGAAUGGUAUCAAGAAGUACCUUAGCCAGUGCAGCUGCACUGGUUGAUGAUGCCCUAACACUAUGAGGUUUAGAAAGACUUAUGUUAAUACCAAAAGUGUUCUUAAUCUAACGAGAUAUAGUACUCUUAGUAGCUGCUUUGUAUGGUUUAACAUAUGUAACAAAUAGACUUGUAAUACCCUUACGAAAGUGUUUGGUACGUUCUAAAUAUUCUUUUAUAAUAACAAUAACACAGAGACUAGCGUCUGAAGGAUAACCUGGGAACUCCAGCUCGUGUCUAGGCUUGGUUUGCUUUAGUUUGUGUCCAAUUGAGUACGUCCAACAACAAGUUUUAAACGUCCAAGAAUUGGAGAGUUUGGCACCUCUCUGUGCUGAUAACAUUGCAGCAUUUUUUUAUGUGAACAAUUUCAAUGUUGAUUCCUUAACUGGAGUCAAAGUCUUCAAAUUGUUUAACAACCUAGAGGGGUCCCAGGUGACAGUAUAUCUUGCUAAAGCAGGUUUUUGCUGAAAAACCUCUUUAAGAAAGUGCUUCAUAAUUGGUAGUUCUCCAAAUGAACUCCUGAAGAAAUAGGUAGUACCUGAGAUAAGGAAGAUCUAACUGUGUUCGUAGCACUGUAGCCCCGGCCUGGUUAAAAAAGAUCCAUCAUAAAAUCUAAAGCUUGUGUUGGAGUGGCUUUGAAGGGCACGAGAACAACCACUUCUUGAGGUGAAUGGAACACUCCUUCUGUGCACUCCCUUUCUAAGAGUGCAAGAUGAUUUUGGCAGCUUUUUGCAAAAUGCCUCUUGCUGUGUGAGAGUUCCUGAUGACUUGCAUGCGAGAAGAGUUAGUGUCUUUUGAAGAGGAUGUGCUUUUCCCUGACUGAAUAGAAGGAUCACGUUUGCACUUGCCAAGCUAAAGGUAGAGAAAGAGCGAGAUUUGCAUCGAAUAGAGAAUGAAAUCCCUCAACGAAACCUAUGAUACAAAACACCAAUGAACACUAAGUAAUUACAAGCUUUCACGCGAAAAGUGAUAUCUUCACACGGUAAAGAUGCAAUAUUUCAUAAGAGAGGGCGAGUGUUUCAUCAGGGUUUCCAAACACGAGAAAGCUAAUGAAAGCACGAAGCCGAAGGCCGAGUGUUUUUGUUGUUUUCGAGUGUUUGAAAAUCCUGCUGAAACAUGAAGCUCGAGUUUAUGAAAUGGCUCCUCAAAAGGGCCUAAUUUAUUAACAAUAAACACAAAAACAGAACGUUCACGUAAAUAGUCAGUAUUUGUGUUGUUUUGUUUCAUUGUCGCUUGUGCAUGGUUGUUAGUCAGUGUCAUGAAAGAUGUUAUGUUUUUUCACUUCAUUCAUUGAAAGUAACUUCAUUCAUUGAAAGCAGUCACACUUUGCAUUGGCGUCCCAUUUGCAAUUUUUGUGUUAAAGUGUCUAAACCACGUGGAUCUUGCUCAUCUAGUAGCGUAACGGAAACCACGAGUACUAGCAGUGAACUUUUGGAAGGUGAAAGCAGUGUACGUGGAAUGUUAAAUCAGAGAAAUUCUGGAAUGUUCUUGAAUUGCAAUGUAAACGCAAAUGUUAACUACAAAGAAUGAUUACUAUAAUCCUGGAAGUUAAUAAACAUUUGUUCAAGUACUGCAUUAUUUUGGAAAUUGAUUUCCAAACACACGUGUUUGGAUAUCUAAUCACGCGUGUCUGGAUCUGUUCUUUACCGGGUAUCAAGGGGCAUCCAUGUGACCCAAAUGAGGCCACACAAUUAGUUAAUGACCUCAUGCAUUAUAAAUGAGUUUUAGAAAACAUAUUCGCUCACUCGUGGAAUGUUUUUAAACACUGGAAGACAAAUUUCUUAUCUCUGCACAGCCAUAUAAUAUCCUCUAUUUCAUACUCAAGGUUUUUGUCUUCUUCAAAAUUUUACAAUCUUAUUAGCCAAAGCGGGGAAUUUGUGAAUUAACUUUACUAAGGUGAUACGAAUCUUGGCUCAACAAUGGAGGUCAUCUCGUUCAAUAGGUUCCAACAGGGGAAGAAUUUCUUCAUGAAGAGUUGCACGAAUCAAUUUAGUGUUUACAUGUAGAAAGGUUUAAAUUUCUUUAACUCAUACUAUCUUUUCUUGGGAAAGUGUCUGGAGGUCGAAAAGUGAAUUGUUUUCUGGGACAGCUGAGCUUAAAAUUUCUUUUUGGCACCAAUCCUCAUAUCUUCUAGAUUUGAAUGAUUUAUAAGUUGAAAUAAAAAUUAUGCAAUCACCAUAGGUCAGUAUAGGAAAUAUUUGGGCCUUGGCAACUGUGAAGCGAACUUUACGCACUUUCUGCAAGCAACGAAUAAUAACGGCAGGGAUUUGAUUCGUUUUUUUCAUAACUCCUCAUAAUCAGGCGAAAGUUUAAAAACAUGUAAGACCGACGUACAUUUGAGGUUGAAAACGCUCUUCUUUAUUCAUCUCAUGUUGUUUUACAAACAAUGUCGAGACUCACAAUGAUAGUGACUCCCCAGUAAUCCUCAAACCUCGAGGAUUCUUGCCACGGCAUGUUCUUCCAGUUGAAACUUCAAACCUUCCUUAUCAAGGUUGGUUUUCACAAGGCGGAGAUCCACAAAAUGGCUCGGUGGCAUCUCGUGUAUCAGCUUCUUGGCUCUGGAGAAAAAAAAUCAAAAAUGAUCCGUUAUUUCUGGCUGAAAUGAGCAGUAUAGAUAUCAAGUCAUCCAAUUCGACGCCCUGGUAACCACAAAGAUGAAGAAGGUUUCCGAAGAGAGCGUUCGAGUCAUAAUUAUAAUCGUAAGCGAUCAAAAUAAUUUCAGACAAAUGUCCACAACUGGCCUUUUUAUCCCGCUUUGCAGUUAUAUAAUCCGAUGCGAUUGAAAAGUUAUGAUCCCAAAAUUCGGAAACUUGGCGAAUGAAGAAACGUGCAAACCUCGGAGGUGACACUAAACGUUCGGGUGCACUGCUUCUGAAUAUAUGUUUACAUGUCUCUACACAGCAGUCGAAGCCAACGUAAUUACCUGUAAUUAUUUUCAUAUCGACAUUUCAGCAUUUUCCCUCCCUCGACCAAGAGGUACAUGAUAGUGUCUCCCUUGAUUGUUCCAUCGCAAGGAGUCAUUUUCUCCGAGGUUGGUUCCCAGCCAAGCGUCUUGUUUUGCAUGACAGGCCCGUCGAUGGGAAAGUUGCCACCUUGGAAAUUGGUCUUGUGCACAAGAGUGUUGCCUUUGAGGCUGUCAAAGUAGGAAGCAUUUCAGAAAGCAAAAUGAUUAAACAUACAUUUUGAGUUUGCCUUACGAGGUAACAAGAUUUUAGUGGGAAAAAAACCUCUAAAUCAACAGGUUAGAUUACUAUGUUAGACGAAUGUAAAAAAAUUAGGUCAAUUUGUACAAACCGAGUUUUCCCUCAUUAUAUUUUAAAAGUAACCGGUAUCGCUGGUAUACUGCACUUUUGAAGCUUCUGUGAUGUUCUUCAGUAUGGAAAUCCGUCGUGAAUUUUCACUUUUUCAAUUCGAGCCAUCUUUGUGUAGUGUUGCAGAAUAUGCAAAAAAAUUUACAUGAUUUUUGUUUUCGAUCAUCCACAGACAUAACUCAAAGAUUUUUGUGCAGUCUGCAAGUUAAAAAGCUAAUUAACACUUAAAUAGUGAGGAAUUACUCACCUCAUUUCCACGGUGGCCGUGGCACACCCUCCAUCUUCAAAUGUUAAUUUCCUGUCGUAUGUCAGACCCUUGGGAAAUGCUUGCUUGAAAUAGUCAGGAAUAUCAGCAGGGUACUUCAUAAAACAUUUAAAUCCAUACUUCAAAGUCGGUGCCACUAUGUCAACGGCAAAUGGAAGGGGUCCGCCCUGUGUAACACGGAACGUCCCUGUUUGUUUGCCUCUGAAAUAUUCUGAUGGAGAAUAUUUUCGAUAUGGUAGUAUUAUAUUAACGAAAUCACUAGCAUAUGACUAUUUUGGUGCGUUUUCAUCUCAUAAGUGACUUGCAUACAAUAACCUCUGGCGAGUUCCUAUAUGAGGCUUGGAUUUAUAGACCCCUUUUUCCAAGACAGCCAUACGCAGAUGACACAAACGGCCGCAAGAAACACAACUGAAAUAAUCAAAUUGGCUUUGGUUAGACCAGCAAUGCCUCCAGGCAAAAGGAGAAUUAACAGGUUGAUCUUUAUCUCACACAGACUUACUCGUAAGGUUUGCCAGUGCCUUCUCCUUCGAUGGUGAACGCAUGACCAUUGACACAGCCCUCCAUAAGCCAUGUCAUCUUCAUGGUAUCGGCUAAAACCUGAAUAUUGGUAGAAAAUUAUCAAAAUCUCUCAGGAGAAAAAGAUUUACCAGAGAGGCACUUAACCCGCCUUUUCUAUUCUAUGUAAAAUACAAUUCACUAACAUGUUUUGAAUGAGACAUCUUGAAAUCCGCUUCGCAAAGUCGAGCAACGAGCACUGUUUCCGUCUAAGAGGUGUGUCUUGCAGUUGAAGGAAAUUGAUAGUGAGCCUUAUUGGUUUGCCAAAUUUAUAUGGUGCCACUCAAGCCAAAAAGACAAGGAUUAAUUAAAUGUCUCACGCGCCGGAUAACGUGUAUACAAAUUUAGACACUUUUCAGACAGUUUGUGUUAUCUCUUAGGCUUGGCUGUCUGCCCAUUCUAGCCUUGGAGAUUCUUUUGCCGAAAAUAGCCAAGUUGUCCGUGAUCUGUUUUCAUAAUGAAUUGACAAAGCACAAAGGUUUAAUAUGGCAUAAACAGACCCUAACACCAGUUAAUAAUGUAAUUAAAAGAAGUGCCACAGACUGUUUUUUUUUUUUCUCCAAAAAGAACUCGGUGGAACCGAGCGAUUCCACAGUUCUGAAGUGCAAAACUGGCAGAGUAAUUUUCAAGGCUAAUCAGUUAUGUAACUAUAGACUUAAGUUGUUUUUAGGUAUCGAAAGAUUUCGUUAAUUAUCUGCCAAAGAGAGAUAAUCAGACUGUGACAUGAACGAUUGUCGCUCACGUAACACACUUUUGAGGAAGGGUUCUCUUUUCUUUCUUACAAUUGUUCUCUAUCGUUGACAGUUUUAACAGUAAAUUCAAACAAAGAGUUAAAAAAGGAAAGAAACGAACUAAGAAAGCCUUCAACGCCCGCGUGCGUUUAACCUCAUUUUUAAGCGUUUCCGGCGAGCUACCGCCGUCAGAUAUUUUUAAAACUGAUUAAAACGAUCUGAGGCGAACCCCAUAGGACAGAGGAUUCCUUACAAACUUUACCAGAUGCCGCCGAAUGUUACGUAAUACUACCUUGCAUAAGGUGAUAUUGUAUAAGGUAAUAUUACUAUGAUAAUGACAGUUUAUUAAACUCUCUUGCAGUAGCUCACUGAAUUAACGAGUUAUGAUACAAUGAAAACCUAAAAACUUGAAAACUUGCAAGCUUUUUGAAUAUGUAGUCAACAUGACGAUACACGUUCUCUGCCGUGGUUGCCUACGACUAGUGGUCUGAGAGUAAAGUUAGGAUAUAACAUAAAGUUAUUUAACAUCUCUUUACAUUUAAUAGGGUUUAGUCUCGGGUUGUGAUCCAUAGAAAAUUGUGAAUGUCAGAGACGGUCGAAUUGAGCAGGCUGACCCAACCCAAAACAGACCCGGGUCGUAGAUGAGCACAAUCUACUACCUCGUAAAUGGCUUGUAACAUGAAUAGAAGAGCACCUGUUGUCGAGUGGCCUCUAAGUGCAAACUCUUGCGGGUCCAUUUUUCCAUAAUAUUGCAUAAGGUGAUAUUGCAUACUUUGUUAUGUAACGCGCAAACCGUCGCGGGUCUAUUUUCCAAUUUUUCAUUAAUAUUGCAUAAGGUGAUAUUGCAUACUUUGUUAUGUAACGCGCAAACUGUCGCGGGUCGAUUUUCCAAUUUUUCAUUAAUAUUGCAUGAGGUAAUAUUGCAUAAGGUUAUGUAACUUUUAAGGUGCCUCCGUGAAGUUUUAACCUGUUUAUGACGCGCGCAGCAUCAUUGGGUUUUCAUGCAUAAUAUAUAUUCUUUUCUACCUUUGAGAUCACUAAAAGUUACCAUAUACAAUAGACAAGGGUCGGACUGAAAACUUAAAAUGAACAAAAUGGUUUUCGUUCUUGAGCUAAAACAUAACAAAGGGAGGUGCUCACUAGCGGUAAUUUUACUUAAUUUGAUUUUAAUUUUCUCCAAGUGACUUUGGUUAAAGUCUUCAACAAUUUCCCCAUACGUGAAGUUUGUCGUCUUGAUCAUUUUGAAGUCGAAAGUCGGUUACAAAGGCAGUUUCUUCGCUGUUUACACAUCUUGUGUCCUGCCUCAAACUUAAAAUUAAUUUAAUUAUAUAAUACUGAUUAAAAUUAAUUAAUAUAAUUAAAAUAGAAAGGGCACAAAUAUGUUAAACGCCCCACCAAAUCUCUAGGAAUUCUGCUGAUGGAAGCGCGAUGAAUACCACUCGGAAGAUCUCUCUUCUUUCUUCCAAAACUUUUCUUCAUAAAACAGAUCUUCGCCAAGAUCGAUAUCUAGGCAUACGUAAAAUUUUGAAACUGUCUUUUUUUUGCAAUCUUACCCGGUAUCUUCUCUUCUGUCGACCUCUUUUUCAGGCGCAGAAGACCUUUGGAUAUCACGAGUAUCGUUGCUCGAUACCCUGGAGUCUACUUAUCUAAAAACUGUAUCGUUUUACACACCUUUUUAAAUGACAAUUGUUCGAUCGUGUCAUAUAUACAUACAUACAUACAUUUCAUUUCAAUUCGAAUUAUCAGAGUAACUCUGUUAAGCGAAUAUCUUCGAGACAGAAAAAUAUUUAAAUCAAUUAAAUUAUUAAAAUACAUUAGUUAAAACUAUCACCAAAAGUUCUUCUUCUUUUUCUUUAAGGCUGUCUUAAAAUCUUUAAAUGAUGUUAUUGUUCUCUUACUGUCUGGGAGCGAAUUGUCGAUCCGCCAUGUUUGUUUUCUAUGUUGACGCUUUUAAAGCUCGCCUUAUGCUCUUGUCCAGAUCAUGCACGGUCGAAAACUUAAAGAGACUAACCCAAUUUAAGUUACGUCCGCUCCAUAAUUUCUACCUUGAUUUUCCAAUAUAUAUCAGCCCCAAUUCCAAUUUUUGCAAUUUCCCUGGGCGAACACAUAUGCCACGAAAACACAACUUUAUCUCAUUUAUUCCUGCAACGAUCAUUACAAUAUCUUUGCCCGCAAAUCCGACGCGAGUUGCUUAAAUUGUAACUGACGCCAAAUUUUUCCCCCUUGUCCCAAUACAUUCCUCUUAGGUUAAAGAAUCCUAAAAUGCGCAAAUAAAGGACAUAUUGCGUAAAACCAAAUUUUCUUCAAAUUUGUUUCGACGCUUAAUUGACGGCCGGCCCUCAUCGAGAGCCGGCAUCAAUCAUUGAUCCUGAGUGUCUACAAAUCCACUAUUUUGCCAGUCGAAGAUUAACUCAGUCCACGGUUUUAAACAGCUCCUUUAUUGAAUAAUGCUUGGAGUAGUUGCGUUCAAAAUCCAGUGGUGUCUCACAGUUCUUCUGACUAGCAAGUGGUAAUGCAGUGAAUUCCGUUUAUGACGUCAUCACGUUAUGCGAUUUGUAUUAAUGAAUUGAAAAUUGUGGCCUUAAUUAGCUAGCGCAGUAGAUAACAUAUUAAGCAAUACACUCCCCCAUCUGAAAUGAGGUAUAGUAAGUAUACGAUUUACAAGUAAAUUUAAGAGUUCAGUCACUGUUCAUCAAUAGGCAGUAUUAAUAUUAGGCGCUGUACUGGUCGCUGUACACUUAUAUAGCCUUUUCCUUUAUAUUUAGUUACAGGCUCAUUUGUUAUGUUCUUGUAUUCGACGUCUACUUUCCGGACUCUCCCAUCCGUUCCUGGAUAUGUAUUAGAAACUCUCCCGAUCUUCCAUUUUCCUCUUAACAAGCUCGAGUCCUGUAUAAGAACGAUAUCUCCAGUUUUUUUUAAGUUACGGUGGGAUGUAUGCCAUUUUUGACGUAUCAGCAAACUGGGAAAGUAAUUUUGCGUCCACUUCUUCCAGAAAGAAGAUAUUAUCGUUUGUACGAACGAAAACCGUUUUCUAUUACUCGCUCGCUCGUCAAAGUUCAUGCCACUUGGUAUUCGUGCCGUUGCUCUACCAAGCAAAAGAUCGUUUGGGCAAAGAUAUGCACCGUCAUCAGGUGACGCAGGGUGCCUUCCUAUUGGUCUUUCAUUCAGCAAGUUGGCGACCUCGUAAAGUACUGUUUGUAACUCUGAGAAUGUUAAGGUACUAUCGCCAAUAGAAGCGUUAAUAGCUCGUUUUACAGAUCUUAUGAGAGCUUCUGUGACUCCGUUCUGCCAGGGUGCGUCUGCGGAUGUAAAGAUCCACUCAAAUCCCUCAGUUAUGCCAAAACCUUUUAGUUUAUUCCAAUCCCAAGUCUUGGUCAUAUUAGAAAGCUCUUUAUUUGCUGCGACGAGUUGGGUACCGUUAUCUGAGAAUAGCUUAGAUGGGUAACCAUGUAGUGACACGAAUCGUCUGAAGACCAUUAGGAAUUUGUCUGUACUAUAGUCUGCUGCUAUAUCCAAGUAAACUGCUCUUGUCCCUAGACAGUUGAAUAUCACUCCAUACGCCUUAGAUGUUGUUCUUUUCUUUACUUCAUCGCGAAUCUUGUAAGGUCCAAAUAAAUCGAUGCCUGUACUGCUCCAUGGAGGGGCUGGUUUCAGCCUUUCAGUUGGAAGGUUGCCCAUUACUUGUUCACUGACUUUUUUAUCAAGUUUUCUACAAACGACGCAUUUGGACUUGAUUGAUUGCACAAGUUUCAACAGUUUCGGGAUCCAGUACCUGGUACGCACUUUGCUGGCUGUAGUUAAUAUCCCAUGAUGCCCUUUUCUGUGUAUUUGCUCUGUAAAUAAACGUGAGAAUGGGUGAUCGUAUGGAAGGAGUAUUACUUCUCUCUUGUUGUAGCUCAUCUCCAUCCAUAACUCGCUUCGUCCUCUAAUCACAUAUAUACCAUCUUCUCGCAUCUUAGGACAUAAUCUUUUGUAAUUCCCGUUCUCGAUAUCCUUCCCCAUGUCUUGUUGAGCUUCUCGUAUCCAAAAUAAUUCAGCCCUUUCCAAAUCAUGUGGUGUGAGAUCACGUGUUGCGUUUUUCAGAGAUGUUUUGGGGUUUCUGUCAUAGAGUUUCAGAACUCUUGCCGUCACCCUUAAGAGCUUGUUAUAAUUUGAGUACUUGGCGAUAUCAAUCCUUCCUGCAAGGGUAUCCUGAAAUCCUUCGAUUUUUAUAGCCAUUGCCGUCUUGACUCGGUCUGGCAGUUGUGAUUCUAAAUAAUUGCGAGUUAUUGGCCAAUCAUCUUCUGGUUGUCGUAGGAAUUCGGGUCCUUUCUGCCAUGCGCUUUCGAGCCCGAUAUCGCUAGGCUUCUUCCCUCUCGUGAGACAAUCAGCGAUGUUGUGUUCGCUCUCUAUCCAGUACCAAUCUGUUUGGCUUGUUCCUUCUUGUAUUUCUCCAAUUCUUGUGGCAGCGAAGGUGUUAAAACCGUAGGAAUUUUUCUGUAUCAUAGCAUGUACUAUUUGUGAGUCAACAAUGUGAUAGAUUUUUUGAAAUUGGUAUCUACAUUCUUUCUCUAUGAAGAUCUUGAGACGUUUGUUCAAUACUGCUCCACAUAGUUCGAUACGAUCGAUAGAUAUUUUUUUGAUUGGAGCUAGGCGAUUCUUAGAGAUGAUCAAGUUACUUUCAAAUUAACCAUUUUUCCGUUCCCAGCGUACAUACGCGCAUGCAGCGUAGGCGUCUUGAGAUGCAUCACUAAAUAUAAUGAGAAUAGGUUCUCCAACUGCAUCCGACGGCUUCACGCAUCUCAUGAAUCGUACUUGAUCCAUGUCUUUUAAAUUUUUGAAGAAGGUUAUCCAGUUCUCUCUAUUCUCUUCAGGAAUGGGAUCAUCCCAGUCAAGCUUCUGUUCACUUCCCCAUAAGUGCCGCAUUAGAAUCUUCGCUCUUACAGUGAACGGUCCAGCUAGUCCGAGAGGAUCAUAUACACUAUUGAUCUGUGAGAGAAUCAUCCUCUUCGUGAGUUGUUGAGGGGGAAAAUCUGUGGUUACGUUAUUUGUUUGUAAAGCAUGUCUCUUUCCUUUUGGUGAGAACUUGAUCUUGACUUCAAAACAUAGCUGAUCUUCACAUGGAUUCCAUUUGAUCCCAAGUAUCUUUUCGGUCGACGUAUGCGGUGUCUGUACCAUGAUCGUUUCUUCUUGCUUGUUAAUAUCUCCUGAGAAUAUCCACUCUUUAACUUGAAAUCCUCCUAUAAUAAUAGCUUUCUCUAUGUCUUGGCUAAGGUCACGGGCCAGUGCAAUGUUAUCUUUGCUUUCGAUGAUAUCGUCCAUGUAAGUGUUGGUUUGAAUUAUGUCUGCUGCUUCCGGAUAAUUCUUGCGCAUCAUCUCUGCCGUUUUUCUCAAUGCUACAGUGGCGAUCGUGCCGGACGGUUUAUCUCCAAAUGACACUCGCUGUAUUAUAUAGGUGUCUGGUUCUCUCGUACUAUCCAUGUCGCGCCAAAGAAAUCGGUGAGUAUGUUGGUCUAACUCCGACGUUUUCACUGUGUGGUACAUUUUCCUAAUGUCUCCCAUGAAAGCAACUCUGUUCUCUCUAAAGCGUAUCAAGACGCCUAACAAGUUGUUGAGCAAGUCAGGUCCCUUUGCCCAAUACUCGUUUAAUACGUGCCCCAUAUAGUUCGCACUGCUGUUGAAAACUAUACGGACUGGAGUAGAUUUCGAUUCUGGUUUGAGUACUUCGUGAUGGGCAAUGUAAUGCGUAGGGCCUGUGUAGUUUGUUAAUUCUUCCUCGGAUAGCUUUCUUGCCACAUUUCUUGCCACCAUGUCCUUUAUCUGUUCGUCAUACACUUUCGCGUGAUCUGCGUUCUUUCUGAGUCGUCGUUCGGUAGCAGCUAAUUUCGCCAUCGCUACUUUGCGGUUGUUAGGAAGCUUAUGGGGUCUUUUAUCCAGGGGUAUUCAGCGGUCCAUGAGUUGUCUUCACUGUUGAAACGUAAAUUCCGCUCAAUUAACUCCAGUUCCCUUUCUUCCUGUAUGGUAUAAUCUUUGGCGCCCAAGGAGCAUUUUUCCGCACUUACAUCCCCGCACUUCGGUUUGCACUGUACACCAAGUGCCUCGAUUGUGUAAAAAUCUUCGACAUUGAUUUUGCCUACAAAGUGUACUCUCGCGUUUCCAAGAUUAUGGGUCAUGCGCGUUUCUUUAAGCAGUGGGUGAGUUCCUCCAACGCAUCUUCCAAAACGAUUUUUCAGUAGUACAAGAUGCCCAUUAUUCUGUUCCUUUUCCGGGUGAAAGGCGGCGUAUUCAUAACCGAUCAACACAUCAACUGGACCAGCGGGUCGCGCUAUUUCAUCCUUUGAAAAGUUUCUAAAUAGGUGGGCGAUGCUCUCUACGUUUACAUGCUCGAUAUCAGAGGUGAUUUUGUUAAUCCCAUAUACUUCGAAUUCCACGGCUUGACCUCGCUUGUCCAAAGUGGCAGCUUGUAUUUCAUUGUUUCGAUUUCCUCGUUCUGCCCUCCUAUCUUCACUAUUGAAAGAUUCACUUUGACUCCACUGAGUUUCUCUUGUUUCGCUUUAGCGUUGGUUAUGAAGCAAAGUGAGGCUGCGUUGUCCCACAUUACAUUAGCUGUCCCCUUCCUGGUUUUUACUCUCUGUACUUGGAGAAGACAUGUAUCGACGUUGGAGUCGCUGCAUACAUUGGCGGAGGCAGAAGCUUGCUGGGGUGUACUUUCAUCGUUUUCGUGAAUUGAUGGGUGGUGUUUCCUCGUGCAGCCAUUCACGCCGCAAUCUCUUUUUAUCCUACAAGUCCACUGCCUGUGACCAGGCUUAAGACAAGCCCAACAUGCUUGCUUUUCUUUGAGAAAAUCCCUUUUUUCGUCGACUGUCUUAGCUUGAUAAAGUCGGCAAUUUGACGUCCAGUGCUUACCACUCUCGUGAAUCAGACACUUAGGCCUAGGUUCUUUGAUACUUUCGUCUUUUCCAACUGUGAUACCCUCCGAGUAAUGUGCUGCGCCCUUGUGAUAUUGGUUGCUGCUUCCUGCACGGAGUGUAGCACUUUCGUAUUCAAUGGCAUCCCUUUGACUCUGUAGAAAGUCGAGAAGACUUGGAAAUUUGUUGCUUUUAUCAACAAGACUGUCACGAGAGCUUACCCGUUCGGACCAUUUCCGUUUGAUAUCUGACGGGAGUGCUUUCUCAAUUACGCUGACUGAACUUGUGGUCGUGAUCUCUGUUUCCAAGCCGAGUCCUUUUAGGUUACGAUAACCAUCCUCUAUGAGGGUUACAAAUUCUAUAAAGCGUUUAUCUUCUCCUUCUCUGAGCAUUCUAAAUCGCUUUAUUUCGUCAAUGAUGACAUCGGCGACUUUGGCUGGGUCUCCAUAUUUGUCGUCUAAACGAUGCCACAUCUCGUCUAUGUCGUCGUCUACGUAGUUCACCAAUCUCGCUGGCUCCCCUUAAGACAGGUGCGUAGGACGUACGCUGCGUCACCUUUUCGGAUUUGAGUCAUAACUUGUUUCUGGAAAUCUCUUUUAAAUUGCGGAUACUUGCGCAGUUCUCCGUCAAAGUGAGGCAUUCGUACUUUUUCUAGUUGUAGAAAGGAAGCUGAGGCGGUAGACUCCCGCUUUGUUUCUUUAGCUUCUUCCACAUUAGUGUAGCUUAGCGCUAUUUUCUCCUUUAUUUCAUGAUAACAGGUUUGGAUUGUAGCGAUCCAAUUUAUUUCAGCUUCUGCUGAGUCUUGAGUUAAUAAUUGUAGUAGUUCUGCGUUUGAUCGUUUGCAUUCCAAAAAUUCUUCUUCAAUUUGCAUUUGUAAAUCUCUCAAUGCAAAGUUGGGAAUUUCUUUAGAUUGCAGCGCGUGCGAGAUACUUUUGUAUGAAGCUUCGAAAACUGCGCGCGCUGUUUUCUGUCUUGUGCGUGCUUUAUCAAUGUAUUCUUGACGCUCCGCGUACGCACGUGUUGAUCUUUCUUUCACAGUGAUUUGUUCCACAUAUUUGAUUUUGCGAUUGGUCGCCUCAUUAAACUUCUCUUGGACUUCUGUCAUCCACACUUCUGCUUCUUCAGACUGAUCGUCUGGCAAUAGCUCGAUGUAGGCUUCAUGUUUUCCUUCGAGUUCAUCGUACGCUUCCGCGAGUUUCGCAUAGUUUGUUUCAACUAUUUCUACGCCUUGGUUAUUGUCUAUCGACUUGGUGAGGAAGUUCUUCUUUCUUGUGAAUCUUCCUUUAGCUGUUGUACGCUUGCCUUUAGCCUUCUCGAUUUCGGCUGCGUUUUCCAUCUUCGCUUAUCCAGUUGUCGCUUUGAUACUUUCGUCUUUGAAUAUUUUGCCAGUCGAAGAUUAACUCAGUCCACGGUUUUAAACAGCUCCUUUAUUGAAUAAUGCUUGGAGUAGUUGCGUUCAAAAUCCAGUGGUGUCUCACAGUUCUUCUGACUAGCAAGUGGUAAUGCAGUGAAUUCCGUUUAUGACGUCAUCACGUUAUGCGAUUAGUAUUAAUGAAUUGAAAAUUGUGGCCUUAAUUAGCUAGCGCAGUAGAUAACAUAUUAAGCAAUACAUCCACGAAGACACAAUUCAGUUUAUUUCCUGUUAUUUAUCUUGUAUUAUUUUAGUGUUACACCCCAUCCUUGCGGUCAGCGAGAAAGAUGGCGGUAAUUUUUGAGCUUUGUUAAAUUUACAGUAAAUUUAGCUUAUCAAAGCUGCGUUUUCCUCCUUUUUCUUCUUUUUUCGCGUUAUAUGUCGUCCUGUGUACCAUUAUGGGAGGUCUAACGACAGAAGAAUCCAAGAAUUUGUUGGAGGAGGCUUUAGAGCCUCUACGCAAAUCGAUUGAUGAAGUGAGGAAGUCUAUCGCCACAGCAAACUCUAAUUAUAACCAACUACUAAAAAAAUGUCAAGCUACGAAGAAGGAAUGACAGAACUGGUUAAUGAGAACAAGGAUCUAAAAGCUAAGCUCCUGGCUACAACAAACCAGUUAAAAGCUUUAAAAAGAAUCAUUUGACGGACUUGAAAAAUACUCCAGACGAGACUGCUUGGAAAUCUGAGGUAUUCCAAAGAUUUCUAGUGACAGGAGGGAAGAUAUGAACAAAAUUGUUGUAGAGAUCGGUCGAAAGAUUGAGGUUGACCUGAAAAAUGGUGAUAUAUCAACGAGCCAUCGUCCCCCGGGUAAAGUGAAAGCGAAUGGAGAAAGAGCUUUGUUUGUUUUGUUCCGUAUAUUUUAUCGAAAAUUUGUAUCUAUUUUUAAGUCUUAUGGUGAUUUACCAGCUUCGAAGUCGUUCUAAGGAUUUUAGGCGCGUGUGGCCCUGUUUCAGAGGGAAAAGAGCCGGCCGCCGAGCGAAGGAAAGAGUAAACAGAUGUCGCUAUUCCAUCGAAGUGCAGCUAACCAACCGUAUCAAUCAUUCACGAAGCUCCCGGCGACACCGAAAUAAAGUUAACUGUGUGACCAUCUCUCUAUCACAACAAGACCAACAAGGAGCGAGGAAGGUCUACGUUCCGUCUGUUUUAUUGUCGAACGUAAUGUCUUUGGCCCCCAAACUGGAUGAAGUCUCUUAUGCUAUUACAUACGAAAAUUUGGACAUUGCCUGCAUAACAGAGAUCUGGUUGCGCGACCACAUUCACGACAAUGUCGUCAGUAUUUCUGGAUACAACUUAGUGAGAAGAAACAGGAUUGACGUAACACAUGGAGGCGUUUGUACCUACAUCAAUAAAGGGCUGAAGUACAUCGUUCUAGAAGAUCUAUACGACGAUAAAAUUGAAGCAAUUUGGCUUCAACUACGUUAUCACCCGCAGACAGACAAAGGCGUUUUGAUCCUGAGAUUCUGCAUUAUCUCUGCGAUUCAAUGUCUACAAUUGAAUCGCUCUUUUCGAAAUGUGGAGUUUUGAUCAUUGGGGAUUUUAACAGGCUCGACACUUCGAGACUUAGGAACGCUUUUAGGCUAAAACAAAUUGUUAAAUUCCAUACUCGAGGAAAUCAGACUCUAGACCUCGUUUAGACCAACAUUAAAGAAUUCUACGAGGAGCCAAUAAAACGCCCAGCCUUCGAUCUGUUAGACCACGCACCUGUUGAACUCCAGCCCUUGUCUCGCUGCAAAACACAACCUUCAAAACGAUCCAUCAUUACAAGAGACCAGCGGGAAAGUUACAGGUCGCUCUGAGCUCAUUCUUGGAAAAAGUUAACAUCACCGACCUUGUAAAGAACAAGGAUACAUGUGACGAGAAAAUGCAGAUGAUGGAAGAAGGUAUUAUUUCCAGUAUGGACGCAAUUAUGCCCCUUUUUUUAGUUUUUUUUAUUCUUUUUGUAUUUAGUAUUAAGUAAACAUUUGUACAGUCCGUAAUCCAGCCUUUUGGCUGCAAUGGAUUUUAAUAAAGCUAUCUAUUUAUCUAUCCACCUGCCUUUAUUGUGAAGUUUACGAGCCGGGAUGUCCGCGAGAAAUUUUAUCGAGCCAGGAAGGUCCUUAAGGACAUAACAUCGCAAGACUUAGGCUUUUCAAUGAAAGUCUUACUCAAAGCAAUAAAGAAUUCUUUAAGGAUUGUCUUAAAAUCAAGAAAGACAAAGGCUUUCAAUUCUUGUGGACCAGUGGGGGUAAGAUCUUCAUGA